Messenger RNA from Athalia rosae (coleseed sawfly), 838 nucleotides. RefSeq names its product acyl-protein thioesterase 2 (gene Apt1). Bases 140 to 793 code for a protein of 217 amino acids. The record is from RefSeq and is a predicted model, not a curated record. Gene Ontology annotation, biological process: protein depalmitoylation. Gene Ontology annotation, cellular component: cytoplasm. Lineage: Eukaryota; Metazoa; Arthropoda; Insecta; Hymenoptera; Athaliidae. Gene Ontology annotation, molecular function: palmitoyl-(protein) hydrolase activity; carboxylic ester hydrolase activity. The transcript has 6 exons.
UAUUUGUGCAAACUGCGCCGCACUUCAUCUGAUUAAAAUCUAUCAAAUUAUAAUUGGAUUUUUGAGUGGUAUCCAAACAGAUAUCUGUGAUAUAAAUUUAACUAAUUUUUACACAGUGCGUGAAAAAAAAAAGCGAAAGAUGUCUACACCGGUCGUAAUUGCUGCAACAGCAAGACACACGGCAACGCUCAUAUUCUUCCAUGGACUAGGAGAUACGGGACACGGAUGGGCUAGCUCUAUGGGAGCUGUGAGAGCUCCUCACGUAAAAGUCAUCUGUCCAACUGCACCAACUAUGCCAGUGACACUUAAUGGUGGCUUUCGAAUGCCUUCCUGGUUUGAUCUGAGAUCUCUGGACCCAUCAGGCCCCGAAGACGAAGAGGGUAUUUGUCGAGCAACUGAAGUUGUGCAUUCUUUAAUUGCACAAGAAGUUGCUGCCGGUAUUCCAACCAAGAGAAUUGUUAUUGGAGGCUUUAGUCAAGGUGGAGCCUUAGCAAUAUACAGUGCUCUUACAUUUCCUGAGCCAUUAGCUGGCGUUAUAGCUUUGUCUGCUUGGUUGCCUCUGCAUCAGAGGUUCCCCGCAGAUGCAGUAGGCAACAAAAAUGUCCCGUUGCUACAGUGUCACGGCGAUUGCGAUCCACUAGUUCCUUACAAAUGGGGACAGAUGACAGCUUCUCUACUGAAGCAGUUUAUGACAAAUACGGAGUUUAAGACAUAUGGAGGAGUGAUGCACACAUCUUGCGACGAGGAGAUGCGUGACAUGAAAGCGUUUGUAGAAAAAGUUCUGAAGCCAUAAUGAAUGAAACUAAUUGUACGAAUGUUAAAUAAAUAAUAAAAAUAA